Molecule: messenger RNA, 3660 nt
Organism: Oryzias latipes (Japanese medaka)
Lineage: Eukaryota; Metazoa; Chordata; Actinopteri; Beloniformes; Adrianichthyidae
Gene: ppp4r3b
Product: protein phosphatase 4, regulatory subunit 3B
Biological process (GO): DNA damage response; protein dephosphorylation
Cellular component (GO): nucleoplasm; protein phosphatase 4 complex
Molecular function (GO): protein phosphatase activator activity
Source: RefSeq, a predicted model, not a curated record
UGACAUCCGCGAUGAAAAAGAGCACAAGAUCGGAUUACAAGAUGGCGGUCCGUGGACGUUAGCAAGAAGGCCAUCAGAGUUGUUUCUUUAAAUUUCUCAGUUUGAAAUCAGACUGUCUAUUUGGAUUUAUAACCGCAAACGUGAUAUGUUUGCGAGAUAUAUUCGACUACUACUGUAAACGUCAACCUAGACUGGCAUGUUUUGUAACAUGCAGGUGGGAACAAAGUUAACAGGUCGAGGAAAGCAGUAAACGGGGUGAGGUGAUAGCUUAGCAGCCUGCUAGCUCCGAUUCGAUUAGCCAUGUCGGACACUCGGCGGCGAGUAAAGGUAUACACGCUAAAUGAAGACAGGCAGUGGGACGAUCGGGGUACAGGUCAUGUUUCAUCUACGUUUGUGGAACGACUGAGGGGAAUAUCACUGCUAGUUCGAGCCGAAUCGGACGGAUCUUUGUUGUUGGAAUCAAAGAUAAGUCCGAAUACUGCAUAUCAGAAACAACAGGACACACUGAUUGUUUGGUCAGAAGCGGAUAAUUACGAUCUUGCUCUAAGCUUCCAGGAAAAGGCUGGCUGUGAUGAGAUUUGGGAAAGGAUCUGUCAGGUACAAGGCAAAGACCCUGCUCUGGACAUCACUCAGGAUCCCAUCGAUGAAUCAGAGGAGGACCACUUUGAGGAAAUUCCAGAGACAAGCCACUUGGUUGAGCUCCCGCCAUGUGAACUAGGUCGACUUGAGGAAAUCGCUGACCUGGUUACCUCUGUUCUCUCCUCACCCAUUCGGCGCGAAAAACUUGCACUGGCUCUAAUGAGUGAGGGCUACAUAAAGAAACUGCUGGGUCUCUUCAGAGUAUGCGAGGACCUGGACAACAGAGAAGGCUUGCAUCACCUCUAUGAGGUUGUGCGGGGAGUCUUGUUCCUCAACAAAGCUGCCCUUUUUGAGGUGAUGUUCUCGGAUGACUGUAUCAUGGAUGUGGUAGGUUGCCUUGAGUAUGACCCAGCAUUGGUUCAGCCUAAAAGACAUCGGGAGUUCUUGACCAAGACCGCAAAAUUUAAGGAAGUGAUCCCGAUUACGGACUCUGAGCUGCGGCAGAAAAUCCACCAGACCUACAGAGUUCAAUACAUCCAGGACAUAAUACUGCCUACACCCUCAGUGUUUGAGGAGAACUUCCUGUCCACCCUCACGUCCUUCAUUUUCUUCAACAAAGUGGAGAUUGUCAGUAUGUUGCAGGAGGAUGAGAAGUUCCUAACAGAGGUCUUUGCACAGCUUACAGAUGAAGCCACAGAUGACAGUAAAAGGAGAGAGUUGGUGAACUUUGUCAAGGAAUUCUGUGCUUUUUCCCAAACUUUGCAACCACAAAACAGGGAUGCCUUUUUUAAAACCUUGGCAAAUUUGGGGAUUUUACCUGCUCUGGAAAUAGUAAUGGGAAUGAAUGACCUACAAGUACGGGCAGCAGCUACAGACAUCUUCUCUUACCUGGUGGAAUUCAGCCCCUCCAUGGUCAGAGAGUUUGUCAUGCAGGAGCCUCAGCAGACGGAUGACGAUGUUCUGCUGAUAAAUGUGGUGAUCAAGCAGAUGAUCUGUGACUCAGACCCAGAGUUAGGAGGAGCUGUUCAGCUGAUGGGCCUUCUCAGGACUCUCAUUGAUCCUGAAAACAUGCUGGCUUCCACCAAUAAAACAGAGAAGACUGAGUUUCUGAGUUUCUUCUACAAGUACUGCAUGCAUGUGCUCACUGCUCCUCUGCUGGCCAACACGGCACAUGACAAGACCACGAAAGAUAUUGAUGUUUCAGAUCAGCAAGACGGAUCCACAAAGAUCAACCCUGUCUGUCCAGACAACUUCCAGACAGCUCAGCUGUUGGCUCUGAUCCUGGAGCUGCUCACUUUUUGCGUGGAACACCACACCUACCACAUCAAGACUUACAUCAUGAACAAAGACCUGCUCAGGAGAGUGCUGGUGCUCAUGAACUCGAAGCACACCUUUCUUGCUCUUUGUGCCCUGCGUUUCAUGCGCAGAAUCAUUGGUUUGAAAGAUGAGUACUACAACCGCUACAUCAUCAAAGGGAACCUGUUUGAGCCUGUCAUAAAUGCCCUGCUGGACAACGGCACUCGAUACAACCUCCUCAACUCAGCCAUCAUUGAGCUCUUUGAGUUCAUUAAAGUGGAGGACAUCAAAUCACUCAUCGCUCACAUUGUGGAUAACUUUUACAAAGCACUUGAACCCAUUGAGUAUGUUCAGACCUUUAAGGGCCUGAAAGGGCGUUACGAACAGGAAAAAGACAGACAGAGUCAGAGACUCAACAGAUAUCGCAGAGAUGCGCGAUCGCUGGAUGAAGAUGAAGAGAUGUGGUUCAAUGACGAUGAGGAUGAUGAAGAUGGAGAGUCAACGGAGAAAAGGAUGGAGGAUGACUUCUCUGACAGCUACGGCAAGUUCAUGGAAACCAAAAAGGGUGCUGCCAACGGAGCAAAUGGUGCCAAUAAUGGGAAGGCAGCUGCAAUCCCUCCUGCUUCUCCGGUCGUCACUCCAAACAGCAGUCCGUCGUCCUCCGUCAAAACAGUUGCUCUGCCUCCUACGUGUGUUGUGAAGCCCAGUCUUGUCGUAGGUUUGGUGGAUUAUCCUGAUGAUGAAGAUGAAGAAGAUGACGAAGAGGAGGAAGAUCAGUCUCCAAGAAAACGACCCCGUUUGAGCUCUUAAAGUCAAUUUGCCGUUGUGGAUGGACACAAAGUCCCUCCAAACCCUUCUCCUUCGGUCCUCGGUCUGCCUGUGCCAUCUGUCGGUCUGGAGGACGAGCACCCGCCUUACCCAGAACUCGGCUGCACUGUUCUCCAUCUGUUGGAGUUGUAGGGGAGUUCUCCCCUGGAUAGGCAGAUCAUUGUGAUCCUCAUGGCUGUUGGUUUUGUUUUUAUUUUUUUCUUAAUGCUUUUUCUUUUGGCCUUUCCUGGAAGAGCCAACCCUCCUAAAAACUAAAGAUUCUGCUUUCUUAUACCUCGGGAAAACCUCUUUCUGUUCUCCUUGUUUUCAUUUUCCCCUGUUAUCCUCCAAUUUCUACAUACCAACCAGAGGCUGUUGGAAGUCUUUGCCAGAGUGGUUCCCGCUUCCACUGCGUUGCUGUUGCAACCGUGGCGAGGAGUCUGUAGCAGCCAAGGAUCACACGGCGGUUCUCAUGUGAACUUAUCGCUCUCCAGCCACACCAAUGAGCUCCAGAGGCACAGGAAGCAACACAACCAGCCAGUGUACAAACCAUCGAGCUGGCCAGUCAGGCUAGCAGGACUAGCCAUAGUAGAAGUAGAAAGCUUGACUGGCUGAAGCCGUGUGUUUGCUACCCUGCCACAGAACCAUUUCUUACUAGUUUUAUCAGAAAGAUGGGUCUAGGCAGCUUAAAAUAAUACCGACUAGAGAAAGAAAGUGGAAAAAAACGGCAAACUCCUGGUCUGCUUAGUCCACUGGAGCAGGACUCGAACCUUAAAAGCCAUGGCGAAAGUUUCAAGUGAAGGCACACAAGACAAACAUCGUCUCACAAGACUGUGUUAGCCAGAAGUCCUGUAUUUCAUGAGUUUGUCAAAGUACUGUACAGUUCUUUUUCUUCCCCUUUUUAAUCAUUUAUUGCUGUGAUUUAGAAAGGGAUUAGAGACACCCACCUGCUUGUACUUUUUUUUUUUUUUUUUUUGG